GCAUGCAGCUGACAUCACAGUCACGCGGCGCGUGGAGUCUUUGCUGGACUGUUUAUUGUAAUAUUAGGGGUUAACACUCCAUGGUUAACACAAUCCUUGCUGUCAUUACUUUUUUGACCGUUUUCAACCCCUGCCAUGUGUUUGCAGUCCUACUUGUUAAUGUUUAACUUCUAAAAAGCGAAAAGAUAGGCUGUCCAUGUUGAAAUCGCAUUGUUCACAGUAGCAAACGCGUGCAGAACAAACUUAGAAUACUUAUUUGUUAAAUCAACUUUUAUUCAGACUAUUUAAAGUUAUAACGGGAAGAAUGGCCGCCCUGCGUGCAGCAAAGCAAGCUUUAAGGAAAGAAAUAAAGCGGCGUGUAGCAGCGUUAAGUGACGAGGAGAAGCUACGACAGUCUUCGGUCCUCUCCAAACUGCUGUUCAGACACCCCAAGUAUGUGUCCUGCAAGAGGAUCGCAGUGUUUCUGAGCAUGCACGAUGAGGUGCGCACAGAGGAGAUCAUCAGAGACGUGUUUAAAUGUGGGAAAAGCUGCUUUAUUCCCAGAUAUGAGAGCAGCAGCAACCACAUGGACAUGUUGCAGCUCCGCAGUCUGCAGGACAUGGAGACCCUGCCGCUCACUGCGUGGAACAUCCAGCAGCCUGCAGCAGAGGACAGCAGCAGAGAGGAGGCACUGUCUGCAGGAGGUUUGGAUCUGAUCCUGAUGCCAGGGCUGGGUUUUGACAGUCUGGGGAAGCGUCUGGGCCGAGGGAAGGGUUUCUACGACACCUACCUGGAGCGCUGUAUGAAGCACCCCAAAGGAAAGCCCUACACCAUCGCCCUCGCCUUCAAAGAGCAGCUGCUUCCAGAAAUCCCUGUCGACGACAACGAUGUUCUCAUAGAUGAAGUCCUGUAUGAGAAAGAUUUAUAGAUCAUCAACAGUUGAAUGUGGAAUUCUAGAGAAGAAAUAAUGACAUUUUAAUAUGUCCAGUGGUUCAGAAAUCAGGAAAAAUGGGUCCAUCGCAGGGACAGAAGUGUAAUUCUUGCGAGAUUUCACACAUUGAAGUUACAGUUAUGUAUUGAUUACAGACAAUGCUUCAAAUAAAUUCUAAAGAAGUUUACAAGCAAAAAA
Messenger RNA from Gymnodraco acuticeps, 1108 nucleotides. RefSeq names its product 5,10-methenyltetrahydrofolate synthetase (5-formyltetrahydrofolate cyclo-ligase) (gene mthfs). Gene Ontology annotation, molecular function: 5-formyltetrahydrofolate cyclo-ligase activity. NCBI's taxonomy places the organism in Eukaryota, Metazoa, Chordata, Actinopteri, Perciformes, Bathydraconidae. Gene Ontology annotation, biological process: tetrahydrofolate interconversion; folic acid-containing compound biosynthetic process. Gene Ontology annotation, cellular component: mitochondrion. The coding region runs from base 305 to 907 and encodes 200 amino acids. The transcript is spliced from 2 exons. The record is from RefSeq and is a predicted model, not a curated record.